Molecule: messenger RNA, 717 nt
Organism: Trichoplax adhaerens
Lineage: Eukaryota; Metazoa; Placozoa; Uniplacotomia; Trichoplacea; Trichoplacidae
Exons: 6
Coding region: 1-717 (238 amino acids)
Source: RefSeq, a predicted model, not a curated record
AUGUAUAAAUUCACUUUAAUAGUUGUUCUAGUCGCUAUCACCCAGUUGGCUGCUGGUCAAGUUAGUUUAAUCAUUUACAGUACGGCUGACGAAAAUAUGGCCAGUUCCGCUGAUGUAACCGCAACCAUCUCGCAACCAAUAGAUGCAACUACUGGUUCUUAUAUGCCAACACCAACAAUCUCAGCUACUGCUACAUCAUCCGGUGUAACACCAACUGCUGCCGCUACAUCGACACCAGUUGCUGCUUGGGGACAAUGGGGCGCUUGGACUCUUGGUACAUGCUCUAAUGCUUGCGGAAAUGGUACAACUACUCGUUCUAGAAAACGAUGCAAAGUCAAUGAUGUUAACUUCUGUGAGAAUGAAAAUGUAGCAAACUAUCCCUGCGUUGGACCCUGCACAACCACUUCUGGCAAUACCACUGCCACACCAGUAGCUGCAUGGGGACAAUGGAGUGCUUGGGUCGGUGGGGCUUGUUCCAACCCUUGCGGUAACGGUACUCACACUCGCACCAGGCAAAGAUGCAAAGUCAACGAUAAUAAAAACUGCGAAAAUAAACAAGAAGACAACGCUUUCUGUGUUGGCACAUGUGGAACAAAUUCUACAGUUAUACCCACUAGUGGUGCUCCGCACACUACUACCCAUUCUUUGCCCUUGGUUAUCGCUUUAGUUUUCAUCAGGUACAUCAAUUUUAUUUUAAAAGUCAUCGAUAGCGAAUGA